UUAGAUGUACAUACAAUUUGUUUGUCAAUUCAACCUUAAUUGUGUUGGUUGUUUAAUUAUUUAGAGCUGUAUUGCAAUCGUGAUUGAGUAGUUGUCAAUUAUUUGUAACCCAUUAUGCUGCAAAACUCCGCCGAUCUCAAGCACCUAGUCAUUACGUCGUGGAAGGAACGAUGGAGUGAAAAGAAAUGGUCCAUCCAUGUAAAGAAACUGAUGACAAGUCCGUCGGAUAUGCUUCACGUGUCAGAUGUAUUAGUAUCACAAUCUUUUAUUGGCAGUUCCCCCAAUGCGCUUUUGUUGCGUUACAUAUCAUAUGCGUUGGAAUGCGGACUGUUAUCUUAUGCGUCGGUUAUUACUGCUGUAUCAAAACAUGAGGAUUUAAGUAAAAUUGAAAGUACAAAAGCUGUUUAUGGUCUGUUGAAAGACUGUCUUCAGGUGGUUUGCAAAACAAGACUGAUGGAAGAUGCAAUGGAGUUAUGUUUUUCUCUUCGAAUGGUUUUGAAAUGGCUUCUACAAAACAUUGAACAAUGUCUCAAACGAGUAUGGGACAUGUAUGGUUCUACUGCAGAAGAAAUAAUUAAAUUGAACUGUGAUAUACUUAAACUUAUUGCUACAAAACCACGCACAUCAGGACUCUUAAUAAUAGCCAGGUUUGCUGAAGGGGGAGUGUGGAGUCAUAUUGAGACUGAUUUGGCUGUAAUCAAAAACUCAUCUGGUCAACAUCCUCUUCAUAGUGAGAUAAGUGCAUCUUGUCAUCAUGUGUCUCAGUUAUCAAAAUGUUCUAUUUCUCCCAAACCAGUUUACAAGCUGCCGGUGUCCAGCACAUUAUGUCAAUCUAUAAUGUCACUCAUUCUACUUGAAGUUGAAGAGCGAAAGUUGACAAACAUUGAAGCGAUUGUGCAGCAGUUAAUAUUACUGUGUAAUAUACAUGGUCUUUCAACCAGCAAUUUAAUCUACCAUCUGAUACAAACUUGUUUUAUGGGAUACCUCGAUUCAAGGGGUAAUGAUUUAGAGCAAGAGUGGUGUGCAAUGGUUUUCCUUCGUUUGCCAAAAAUAAUGGUCCAGUUAAAGGCUCAACUUACUGGCAGUGACUUUGAGUCUCCAAGCAAACUCUCAAGCAAGAAAAUUGCUCAAUUUGGAGUUGAUUUACAAGAGGCAUUAAAAAUGUUGCUUAAACUCGACAGUCUGUUAGACACUAUUGAUCAGAUAUGUGAUGGAAUAAACUGCUUAAAACUUUUAACUGAGCAGUUUGUAAAGAGAGAGCUGAUUACUGACGCUUAUCAUCAAGAUUUACAGAAUAUUAGAUGCUCAAUGAUAGAAAAUAUGCCAGUAAACAAUGUUAAAGAAAGGUGCCUAAAUCCGGUGAUCAUACUCAAGGCUGAAAAUAAUAUUGACCAGUUGGUGAAACUUUUAAGCUCCACUGAUUUUUCUGAGCCAGAGCGCCUGCUUAAUACCUUUGCAGGAAUGAUGUCAAUUCGUAGUUUUAGUGCUUUGAUCGCUGCUGCCACCACAACAGGUCAAUUGCCGGCUUUUGCCAAUGCUUUGAUUGACUGCAAUGAUGCAAUGAAGUCAUGCCCAGCAGAGACAUCAAAGAAUGCCCAAAUUCGAGCUGUGUUAUUUGACAUAACAUUUCUUAUGGUUUGCUAUAUGAUAAAGCUUUAUGGUAAAGAAACAACGGUUGGUUCCUAUAUAGUAAGAUCCAAAGAGGAAACUCCUAUAUUACUACAAUGGAUCAAUAUUUGGUGGACCGACAAAAUUACUCAAAUCAGCACAUUGAAAUCUGAACCUGAACCAAACAGAGUGGAAAAUUUAAUUCCAGUGUUAAGAAGUUCACAAGAGUUUAAAUUAAGCAUGACAAAGUGGAAUGAUAUUUGCAUGAACCUUCCGCAAUCUAUGAUAGAGUUGCUCACAGCACGACAGAAAGGAAUCAUUUCAAUCACUGAAGUGGUGCGUGCAUGUACUCUAAUAAAAGAUGGUUGUCCCCUAUCUGUUACACUGUCAGUGAUGGCAGCCGUUGCACGAUGUGCUCGACUUGUAGUAAGUCGCAAUGAUCACAUUCAAGUUUUAUCUGCUCUUACUGAAAAAAGCCCCACACAAGUACAGUCCCUGUCAAACAUGAUGUAUAAUGAACGGUUUGUCUUCUUCCAAUCGGUUUCUUCCUCAAUUAUGUCAGAUUUGUUGCCUGAAUUUGAACCAAAAACUUUAAACUUGGAUAAAACACUUCAUUGUACCUUGCUCAAGCAAACUUUUAUCGAAGCGAAUCAAGUUGGUUGGAUUAAUCAUGCAAUUAUUACUAAGUUCUUAGAUUGUUACAACAUGCUUGGUGUUUGUGGGUUCAUGAGACAAACUUUAAACCAAAUUCUGAAAGAAACUCAUCUGUGUGGUAUUACGAAUGCAGUUGACAUUGUAUUCGCAGUUAUGAGGUUUGAUAUAGUUUCUACAACAAUGUACUUACUAAAAUAUGGCCUACCCACCUUUUUUAAGACGAAUUCACGCCCAUUAGCAGCGCCGAUUGGAAGCGCAAUCGCAAAGCUAACAGUUGCAAGUCUUGAUAUAGCUUUAAACGAAAUCACUCUCCAGCAAAAAUCUCUUCUUCCCAAGUCAAGGAAACAAAACCCUAUGUUGCAAAACAUUGUCUUUGACAAACAACAAAAAGUUCGUAGACUGUUCAGCCAAACUGAGCACGAUCUUCCUCCUCCUGGAAGCACUCCUGGACUUCCUGCAGAGGAUCCUCUGAUCCAAGUCCUUUCCGACUUCAUGGAUCUUUUAUGGAACUCAAUGGAAUCCAAUGAAGGAGGUCCACAGGCAGAUUUCAUCUUUAAGUUCAUCAAGCUUUCAUUAGAAUCUUCAUCACUGCUUUCACGCACAGUGAAACUUCACAUUCCUGUUCCAAUGCUUUCCAAGUUGCGUUACCCACUAGCGAAAGACUCACAUGUACUUUUGUUUGCUGCUUCCGACAUGGGAAAUGAAGAAAUAAGAAAACUAGCUGCUCAUGCAAUUUGUGUGUUAGAUUCCUAAAUGGCUCUCUUUAUGCAAAAGUUUUUGUUUAGUGAAAUUGAUUUGUGAACUGUGUAUUCAAGUUUGAAAAUCUAUCUUAUCAUGCACAGCUUUGCUAAUGUGUGGUCUUUGGUGCAAUACCAAGAGUUUUAAUCAAAUGCAACAUGUUGUGUGAUUGUAUAUAAAUGUUAUACAGUAGGAAGUAGGAUUUAAAGUUCAUUUGUUCUGUAGAAACGUAUUGUUUACAUAAUAUUGCGUUUUAAAUAAUAAUUUACUGCAUUCAUAUUUAUAAAACAUUUUUUCUGGUUUAAUGAACGCUGUGUUAUUGCAGUAAUACUAAUUGGUGAGUGGGCCUAUUUUUUGUUAAACAAGAGAGCAUAGGUCUAAUCACUGACGACGUUUUUUCACUGCCACAGUUCGAUCAUCAAACGAAAUAAAACUGUUCUAUAAGGCCA
Ciona intestinalis (vase tunicate) is the source of this 3449-nucleotide messenger RNA. RefSeq names its product mediator of RNA polymerase II transcription subunit 24-like. Gene Ontology annotation, molecular function: transcription coregulator activity. The record is from RefSeq and is a predicted model, not a curated record. Gene Ontology annotation, cellular component: mediator complex. Gene Ontology annotation, biological process: positive regulation of transcription initiation by RNA polymerase II. NCBI's taxonomy places the organism in Eukaryota, Metazoa, Chordata, Ascidiacea, Phlebobranchia, Cionidae.